Molecule: messenger RNA, 1984 nt
Organism: Papaver somniferum (opium poppy)
Lineage: Eukaryota; Viridiplantae; Streptophyta; Magnoliopsida; Ranunculales; Papaveraceae
Product: laccase-7-like
Exons: 5
Coding region: 15-1760 (581 amino acids)
Biological process (GO): lignin catabolic process
Cellular component (GO): apoplast
Molecular function (GO): hydroquinone:oxygen oxidoreductase activity; copper ion binding
Source: RefSeq, a predicted model, not a curated record
UCUUCUUCUUCAGCAUGGGAAACCGUCUCUUGUUAUUUGCUUACACUCUUGUUAUUUCUUUAUCUGCUGCUACUGCUUCUUCUUCGUGGAAGGUUUCUGCAUCAUAUUCUAAUGUCGUGGAGCACACUUUCCAUGUGGGUAACUUGAGUGUCCGCCGAAUGUGCCAAGAACAAACUAUAAUGGCAGUAAAUGGUAGCCUCCCAGGCCCAACACUACAGGUUACUGAAGGAGAUACACUCGUCAUUCAUGUUGUUAAUAAAUCUCCCUACAAUGUCAGCAUUCACUGGCAUGGAGUAUUUCAACUACUUACUGCGUGGGCAGAUGGACCAGGUUAUGCGACCCAAUGUCCAAUACAACCAGGCAACAAGUAUACCUACAAAUUUAAAGUCGCUAAACAAGAAGGAACCUUAUGGUGGCAUGCACAUACAUCUUUUAUGCGAGCGACUGUGUACGGUGCUCUCAUAAUUCGUCCAAGGGCUGGUCGGAGCUACCCAUUCCCUACACCAUAUAAAGAAGUCCCAAUCAUGUUAGGGGAGUGGUGGAAUGCUAACGUGAUGGACGUGGAGCGGAUAGGUAUGGCAAUUGGCGGCGUCCCAAAUGUCUCGGAUGCUUAUUCAAUAAAUGGACGUCUUGGUGAUCUGUCCCCGUGUUCAAAAAAGCAUACAUAUAAGUUGAAUGUGGUGAAAGGAAAGACUUAUCUGCUUCGGCUCAUCAACGCUGCCCUGAAUAAUCAAUUUUUCUUCAAAAUAGCUGAUCACAAAUUCACGGUAGUCGCAAUAGAUGCCAGUUACACUGAACCUUAUCACACGGAUGUAGUCGUCUUGGGUCCAGGCCAAACAACCGAUGUCCUCUUAAAGACUGAUCAACCAAUUGGGGAUUACUAUAUGGCAGCUCAUCCCUAUGUUAGCGCCAUGUUACCUGCCCCAUUCUCACCAAUUGCCACCACUGGGAUACUCCGGUACAGAGGUGGCACCACUUCAAUUUCAUCUGCCUCUACACCCAAAAUGCCAAUCCUACCAGCUUUCAACGACACCCCAACAGCUCACAGAUUCCACACCAAUUUGACCGGUUUAAAGAAUGGCCCCUUUUUUGUCAAGGUUCCGCGUAAUGUAGAUGUGAAAAUGUUGAUCACCGUCGGGGUGGGGAUUAGCACUUGUCAGACGCUAAAUGCUUGCAUUGCUAACCCAUUUGGACCUAACAUUCUGUUCUCAGCGAGUAUGAACAACCAGUCGUUCCAAUUGCCUAGCAGUUUAUCGUUGUUGGAAGCAUUUGUUACGGGUGCAAAAGGAGUUUACACAGAAGAUUUCCCCGAUCAACCACCACUGAAAUUCAAUUAUGCUACCGACAACAAUCAAUCGUUAUGGAUGACCCUGAAGAACACAAAAGUUAAGAGGUUGAAGUUUAACUCCAAGGUCGAGAUUGUUUUCCAGAAUACGAAUAUCCUCAGUAUUGAGAGUCAUGUUAUGCAUAUUCAUGGCUUCAAUUUCCAUGUUUUGGCACAAGGGUUUGGGACAUAUAAUCAAAAGAGAGACAAGAAGAACUUCAACUAUGUUAACCCACAAGAAAGGAACACGGUUGCUGUUCCAACCGGAGGAUGGGCUGUCAUCAGAUUUCGGGCCAACAAUCCAGGUGUAUGGUUAAUGCAUUGUCAUAUGGAUCUCCACAUGCCGAUGGGUCUAGCAACUGCAUUCUUAGUUGAGGACGGACCAUACCCAUGGAUGAAGCUUCCUCCACCGCCAAAAGAUCUUCCUCGUUGUUAAUCAUAUUCUUGUUUUGUUUUGUUUUUUUACGAUGUAUAUUAGUCUCUAUUUUUUUUGUGUCAGCAAAAGGAGAAAGUUAUAUCAAGGAUUUGGGAGUGUAAUAUAGUAUAGAGUGUUAUUCGUUUUUUUGAAGCAUAAAAAUGCCUAAAUGAAGUAAAAGAAUAAGAAAAUAGAAGGAAAAAGAAUUUGUAUUUAUCUUGUUAAUCAAGUAACUUAUUUUUUUA